AUGGCUGAUGCUCCCCCCUCCCUCCCGGGCCCUAUGCCCUCGUCCUUUGACGGCGACCAGGAACUUCAGAAUGAAAGACCAAUGCAAAAGGUCCUCCGCAAGAUUAAGGAGGAGCCAUUGAUUCCCCUCGGAAUGGGUCUGACCACCCUCGCCUUUAUCAAUGCCUACCGAGCCCUCCGUCGUGGCGAUUCAAAACAGGCGAACCGCAUGUUCCGAGCCCGAGUUGCAGCACAGGGUUUCACCGUUUUCGCCAUGCUUGCCGGCAGCAUGUAUUACCAGAAAGACCGCGAGAAGAGCAAGGAGCUCCGCCAGCUCCAGGAGCAGAAGGAUGCUGAAGAGAAGCGACAAAAGUGGAUUCGUGAGCUUGAGGCCCGAGACGAGGAGGAAAAGGCCAUGCGUGCGAGACUCGAGAAGAAGAGACAACAGGUCCAGGCCCAGCGGGCUGGGGAGGCCAACGUAACUACAGAAUCGCAACCCGAAGGCACCGAGGCUUCCAGUAAUGGAGGUAUUCUGAGCCGCAUUGGCUUGUGGCCACAGGGCAGUAAGGAAGAGAAGAAGGAUGAUGACAAAGCCGCCGUAGAAGCUGUCGAGGACGAGACCAGCGCAAAGAAGAAGAAGAAUCCCAAGAGUUCUCUGGGCGAUCUUGGCGAAAUUAUCUCAAAGAGGAAGGACUGA
This is a messenger RNA of Fusarium mangiferae, 675 nucleotides long. RefSeq names its product putative Altered inheritance of mitochondria protein 31, mitochondrial. Bases 1 to 675 code for a protein of 224 amino acids. Gene Ontology annotation, biological process: mitochondrial respirasome assembly. Lineage: Eukaryota; Fungi; Ascomycota; Sordariomycetes; Hypocreales; Nectriaceae. The transcript is spliced from 3 exons. Gene Ontology annotation, cellular component: mitochondrion. The record is from RefSeq and is a predicted model, not a curated record.